Molecule: messenger RNA, 1358 nt
Organism: Cantharellus anzutake
Lineage: Eukaryota; Fungi; Basidiomycota; Agaricomycetes; Cantharellales; Hydnaceae
Exons: 5
Coding region: 56-1234 (392 amino acids)
Biological process (GO): protein import into mitochondrial matrix
Cellular component (GO): TIM23 mitochondrial import inner membrane translocase complex
Source: RefSeq, a predicted model, not a curated record
CGGCGACACCGACCAGAACUUCACCCUUCGAAGCAAGUAGGGUAUAAACAAUUGUAUGCAUGUUAUGGCGUAUCGUCUAUCUGUGCGAUUGCCAAUACAGAGUGGCAUGAGAUGCCCCCGCUUGUAUACGCUGCGUCUUGUCCUUCUAUCACAAUACCCCAAGUUGGUCCAGUCCAGCUCAAUCGGAUGUGCACCGCCUAGGAGUUACGCAACACAUCGUGAUACUCCGUCCUCAUUGCUGUCCCAGCAACUUGAACGAGCGGCUAGAAGUAAUGUGAAUGGACCUUCCAGCCCUGGGGCUGGUGACUCUAUCGGACCUUUUCCUCUGGGUGUCCAGUCUCUCAAUAUGCGGAAUGAUGAUAAAUUUGUCCCUUGGAAUGAGCUCACCCCUGGGGGUAAAGUGAUUCGUACAACUGCCAGAGCUACAAAUUUUACGGUCAUUCUCCUUGGCGCCUCACUAUCUAUAGUUCUUACCUGGGCGCUUGCCACAGAGCUGUUUGCCAGAAAUUCUCCAACGGUUCUUUAUGGCGACGCGUGCGAGAAAAUUAAAGCAUCUCCAAGUAUCGCCCGUUACUUGACUCCCCCGCUAUCUUUUCAUACCACCCCUCCCUCUUCCACAAACUUACCACCUCGCCACCGUAACCGACAUCCCCAAAAAUAUGAAGCAGUGGAUGCCGAGGGAAGAGAACAUCUUCUGAUUCACUUCUGGAUCAGUUCUUCAGCACAACAUGAAGAACCGUCUGAAUCGUGGUCUCAGUGGAUUUCGGAAUUAGAAGGCGGUGACUUUUCAAGUAUCUUAGCCACAAUAAGGGAGCGCGCUACGCACUCUUGGGAGUCAGCAAAGCAGGCGGUGGCUUACGUGUCAGGGAUGACACCCACAUUAACACCCGUUCCACCACCAAAGCCCUUAAUUCCAUCGGAACGAUUCCAGCGCGAAGCGAAAGAAGAUAAUGGAGCAUGGAGCUUUUUGGGGAUGUUCAAGGGGAUGAAGUUCGCAGGGCGAAGCCAGACUAACAGACCGGAUGAAGAUGGGACAGGUUUUGGGGGACAGAAUAUCCAUUGGAGUACCGCAGAAGUCCACGCUGACUUCGUGAAGGAUCCUAGCGGAGUUUUCCAAUAUCGGUAUCUGCUUGUCGAUGUACCAAACUCCAAAUCCCGCAGGUCAAUCAGAAUCACAGUAGAGAAGACUGAUUCCUAUGACGAAAAUCGAGAUGGGGUUUUCCUUUGGCAGUAAUUGCUGGAUGUCCAAUAGGUGGAUAACCGACAUAUAUAUAUUUAGGUAGCACGGUGAAACAACAAUUUAUAUCACUGGCCGAUACGUUUAAGUCCCAGUUGUAUAUCCCAUAUCAUUUACGAGG